GCGUGCGCAGAAGGCGUCGGAGGCGCAUGCUCCCUGGCGGUUCCGGUGCCCAACUCUGGCGCCGGCGCUGGCCUUCUCCGCGCGCGCACACUCUGGGCCGGGCUGCAGGCAUGGCGGCCAGUCUGUGGAUGGGCGACCUGGAGCCCUACAUGGAUGAGAAUUUCAUCUCCAGAGCCUUUGCCACUAUGGGGGAGACUGUGAUGAGCGUCAAAAUUAUCCGAAACCGCCUGACUGGAAUCCCAGCUGGCUACUGUUUUGUAGAAUUUGCAGAUUUGGCCACAGCUGAGAAGUGUUUGCAUAAAAUUAAUGGGAAACCCCUGCCAGGAGCCACACCUGCAAAACGUUUUAAACUAAACUACGCCACUUAUGGGAAACAACCGGAUAACAGCCCUGAGUACUCCCUCUUUGUGGGGGACCUGACCCCAGAUGUGGAUGAUGGCAUGCUGUAUGAAUUCUUCGUCAAAGUCUACCCCUCCUGUCGGGGAGGCAAGGUGGUUUUGGACCAGACGGGCGUGUCAAAGGGCUAUGGUUUUGUGAAAUUCACAGAUGAACUGGAACAGAAGCGAGCUCUGACCGAGUGCCAGGGAGCAGUUGGCCUGGGAUCAAAACCUGUGCGGCUGAGUGUGGCAAUCCCCAAAGCAAGCUUGUGGCUGGGGCAGAGCGACGACCUGCGAGGGCAGAUUCAUUCAGACGUUGCCGGUAGCAGCCCUGGGAAAGCAGCAUGUCCUGCGUACUUAAUGUUCCUGCUCUUUGCCCGGAGCCGUGUGAAGCCAGUGGAGUACAGUCAGAUGUACAGUUACAGCUACAACCAGUAUUACCAGCAGUACCAGAACUACUACGCCCAGUGGGGCUAUGACCAGAACACAGGCAGCUACAGCUACAGCUACCCCCAGUACGGCUACACGCAGAGCACCAUGCAGACAUAUGAAGAAGUCGGGGAUGACGCCUUGGAAGACCCCAUGCCACAGUUGGACGUGGUGGAGGCCAACAAGGAGUUCAUGGAGCAGAGUGAGGAGCUAUAUGACGCCUUGAUGGACUGUCACUGGCAGCCCCUGGACACCGUAUCCUCGGAGAUCCCUGCCAUGAUAUAGUCGGGACAGAGGAGCCGCUGACACAGACUGUGAUGGAGAGAGACUCCUUUUUUAACAGAAGUGCUGGAAGAACUUUUACCUUUUUGGAAAUGUUUUGUAAAGGUUUUAGUAAUCAA
This is a messenger RNA of Mustela lutreola (European mink), 1207 nucleotides long. It is a transcript of the gene TRNAU1AP, whose product is annotated as tRNA selenocysteine 1 associated protein 1. NCBI's taxonomy places the organism in Eukaryota, Metazoa, Chordata, Mammalia, Carnivora, Mustelidae. The transcript has 10 exons. The record is from RefSeq and is a predicted model, not a curated record. Gene Ontology annotation, cellular component: nucleus. Gene Ontology annotation, molecular function: tRNA binding. Bases 27 to 1091 code for a protein of 354 amino acids. Gene Ontology annotation, biological process: selenocysteine incorporation.